Epinephelus moara (kelp grouper) is the source of this 1911-nucleotide messenger RNA. RefSeq lists its product as uncharacterized. The transcript has 17 exons. Gene Ontology annotation, molecular function: nuclear retinoic acid receptor binding; nuclear vitamin D receptor binding; transcription coregulator activity. Gene Ontology annotation, biological process: regulation of transcription by RNA polymerase II; cellular response to thyroid hormone stimulus. The record is from RefSeq and is a predicted model, not a curated record. Bases 98 to 1867 code for a protein of 589 amino acids. Lineage: Eukaryota; Metazoa; Chordata; Actinopteri; Perciformes; Serranidae. Gene Ontology annotation, cellular component: mediator complex.
GACUAAUUAGAUAAUCUGCAUAAGUGUCAGCACCUUUGUUCAGGUGGCGACCCUUUGUCAAGUCAGCAGGAGUGAAACAGACUUUCAGGAGCCAGUGAUGAAGUCCAUAAUCUCUGACCUACACUUGAAGUUUGCAGAGAAGACAUGGAAUGAAACCUUUCAGCUUGUAAGAAGAUGCAUGGAAAAACCCAAAGAUGAGUCCAAACACUACGAGCCACUUGUUAGAUCUCUGGAGAGGCUUCAGGAAGUGUUUAAUGUGUCCUCUAUGAACACCAUGAGGUCUCGUCUGGAAAUGAUCGCCAGUCAACAAGGAAUGGGCUUUCACAUCACCGAGGCCACGUGCUACCUGACAGCCGAUUUGUUCUACCUGGAGGUGGUGUUGCUGCCGUGUGGCGGGGUGGAGGAAGUGAAAGUAGCCCCACAUGGAGGAUCCCCUGUGCCCAGUGAGUCCCUUCUUCAGCUGCUGAGGUCAAAAGAAUUUGCUGAGUUCUCCAUGAAGCUGGCAGGACUGGUCAACCAGUACAACAUCCCAGGAGACAAUGAAAACAAAUUAAAAUUGUUUACAUCUCUGCAAUGCCUCGGGAAGGACUUACAGAAAAUAUCACAACUGCAUAGGGUGCCGGAGGACUCUGACCCCGAGAUGGACGUGAUUAACAAUGGCAGGAUUGGGCUUCUGAUAGCUGGAAAAGAAGAUUGCCCCCUGACGAUCCAGUUCUAUAUCACCCCAACUGAUGAAAUGAAGACCUCAGAUUUAAAAAUGAUCGAUACAGAGAGAGUCAUCCAGGCAGCCCAGGUGACUGUAGGUGUCAGCGAUGCGACCCACAAGCUUCAGAUGGCAUCUGUGCUCCCGCAGCUGGACCCCCAGGGUUCUCCUGUGUUCCUGCCGUUAAGUGAGGCGCCACAUGAGUCGCUGCCUGCCUGCUUUCUCCUCAAACUGCAGCCGGCCAUACCAAUGAUGUCGUCUUUUGUAAACAAGUUCAAACAAACUACAGAUGUGGCCAUACCAGACGUUGACCUGCAGUGGGCACCAUUACCCCAACUUCUGAUGAGACGCUCAAGUGCAAACAGCCAUGGGGAGACAUUAGAUGAGGAGGAUACUGCUUUUACAGUGCCUCUUCCUGGUGGUGUGAUGCACAGUUACAUCCUCCCCGGAGCUGCAUGGGAGGUGCCUGCUCAGAGAGGGACUGUCAUGGACAGUAUUCCCUUCACCCACCCUGCCCACAUCCCGGGCCUGCUGGAGCUGCUUCGACAUCAGUGUGCCAUCAACACCCUGCUGAGGAGCUGCUUCACCUCUCAGUGUGCUGGAACAGGUUCAGUUUGUGACCUGCACUUUGAAGUCCGUCCAGAGACUGAGACCAGUUUUUCUGUGACCUUCCACCGACCUGACACUGACUCCCUCGCUGUUUUGCUGGUGAAUGUACCCAAUGCUCGUGAGAUCAUCUGCACUUUGUUCGGAGCAGGAAUAAAGGAUCCCUGUACAGAUGAAUACCUCUCCAAUGUCAUGAGAAGGUUCAUGUCCGUUCCCGUGACCUUGAGGACAUUAUACUGCAAGCUAGAGGAGAUCACCUCUGCCCCACAUUCUCCCAGCCAUCUGGCCACCACAGAGGCUGAAAAUGACCACUCGGCGCCCUCGAGCACCGCUGUGACUGACACCAAUGGCGCCUUGACCACGUACUCCCAUAGUGCAGCUGUGCCAGAAGACAGCUUCAGUGUUGCUGGUUCGGCCUGCUGUGCCAUAUCUGUUGCCAAAUCUGAGCUCCUUCCUGAAAUAAACUCAAGUCCUGUUGUCAACCCUUACCCGUUCACUGCUGUGGGUGUGUUUUCACACUGGAUGACUAAUGAUGGCCAACUGUCAGAGCUGAUCUGAGACUGUAUGUUUACAUGUGAUGACCUAAAGGUUAAAAUGUGUCA